Apis dorsata (giant honeybee) is the source of this 1252-nucleotide messenger RNA. RefSeq lists its product as uncharacterized. Bases 1 to 1080 code for a protein of 359 amino acids. The transcript is spliced from 4 exons. NCBI's taxonomy places the organism in Eukaryota, Metazoa, Arthropoda, Insecta, Hymenoptera, Apidae. The record is from RefSeq and is a predicted model, not a curated record.
AUGAAGAAGGGUGAAAAUGGCUCUCGGGAAAAUAUCGCGAUGCUGCCUUGGAAAUUCGACGUGGAGUUCGAUGAUAAUAACGUUCUGACUUGUAAAUUGUACAGCCAGCUGUCGUUCCGUUGUGAAGAGGAUAAUGAGUUCACUGCUCCCCCACCUUCACCCGUGGAGUGUUUCAAAUACGCUCCUUUGAUUAAAUUUCGCAAAUAUAGUCAUUUUAUACACCCCCAAGACAUCGAGAAUUUAUUCUCAUCGUGCGACAGUUCUAUCGUCGAGAGGGCAAAAUUCACGUCGGAAUCGUCUACGUCCGUUAAAAAUGUCAUCGUUCCCAGAAAGGUGGUUUCGUUCAGCGGGCAAGUAUCGUCGCCAAUAGAAUACACGAGGCGUCGUUCGAAGAAAGAAAGAUCAACGGCAUCGACGGAGGAAGAUUCCUGCGUGGCCAAGUCCUAUUCCGAGCAGUCUGUCUUCCUCGAAAGCUGUAUCGACGAUGGUACAAUAAACGAGCGCAGCAACAAGGGAUCGAGGUGCAACUCGUCAUGGGAUUCUCUGCGCGAUAACAGGAGGGGGAAGAACUCGAGCGACGACCGGUGGGCGGCGCCACCUGCGGCCAACGUUUCCCGCGACUCUUGGAGGAGGGACAGGCGGAAGAAGGAGACGUUGGAGGAGCUGUUGACGGACAUGACGACGGACGAGGGGAAGCGCGGCGAUCCCAACGCGAACAGCUUGUACACGAUUUACAAACGGUCGCGGGAGAACUCGAGGAACGGGAUGCUGACCGAGGUGGACAAGAUCCAAUUGGCGACGACAAAUUCGGAGAACGGUGGGAAAUUCGUGGUGGAGACGAAUCUGUGGAAGCACGCGUUGCUUGCGAAUCGAUCGUCGGAUCAUUUCUGCCCCGGCAAGAGCUCGGCCCAACAACAACAGCCAUCCCACAACGACGUGCCCAAUUACACGCGUUACACGAACGAGAAGUACACGUUCCUCAGGAAGGGGAACGCCUCGAAGGCGUACAAACGGACGGUCCGUCUACGUAGCACUGCCAACCUGCUAGAUUUCAAUAAUCGUUGGAUAAAGGGCUCGUAAUUGUUGCGGAUGCGUGCGCUAAUUCGACAAGGGAGGAAGAGGAGGGGGCAGGUCACAGUUUCCUAGAGUUAGAAUGAGUUGUCGAAGCUGGACGAAGCGAGGGGAGAAAGGGUGCAAAUUUUUAAGUGCAAUAAAAGAGGAUAAAUGAAAAGUGUGAUUUUUGUAAAGAGGA